AUGAUCAAAGCUGCCAGCAUGCCGUACCGUGGAUUCAUCCUCCAGUUGAAUAAACGGGCAUCAGAAUGCAACUACGGUGAUCGUUUGGAAGAACAACUAUGUGAUCGUCUGAUUGGUGGAAUCAACAACAUCUCAUUACGGCCUCAGAUGUCGGAAAAGAAAGGUGUCACGUUAUCUGAGGUCCGAAAAUCUGGCUUUGUCAUAGAUCUGAUUCAGGGAACGGUGCUGUCCUCGUACGAGGACAGUUGA
Molecule: messenger RNA, 249 nt
Organism: Echinostoma caproni
Lineage: Eukaryota; Metazoa; Platyhelminthes; Trematoda; Plagiorchiida; Echinostomatidae
Source: the annotation of a GenBank genome assembly